AAAUACGUUUAACAUUUCCUCUACUUGCAUGAGUUCUUUUUAGAAAAUGUCUUUUUUUGGUGGAACAACCUCCACGCUCUUCGGAACACCAACGACUUCAGCCUCAACCGGGUUUGGAGGUUUCGGUGGAACGGGCACAUCAUCUACCGGUUUCGGAGCAGGUUCAAGCACAGGUUUUGGAACAGGAGCUAGUACUGGUUUUGGUACUGGAGCAAGUACUGGCUUUGGCACCGGUGCAAGUGCUGGGUUUGGAACGGGUACCUCAACAGGCUUUGGAACAGGAGCAUCAACUGGUUUUGGAACUGGAGCAUCAACUGGUUUCGGAACUACAGGAGCAACACCUGGCUUUGGAACUGCUGGGGCAACCACUGGUUUUGGAACUGCUGGGGCAACCACUGGUUUUGGCACGGCUGGAGCAUCAACUGGUUUUGGAGCAAGUGCAGGAGGCUUAGGGACAUUUGGAACUGGAACAAAUCCAGCUGGAGGAUUUGGAACAGCACCUACAACAACUUCAUCAUUGUUUGGUGGUUUUGGGACAUCAACCUCGUCAUCACCCUUUUCUUUUACCACACCAACAACAUCAACUACAACAGGAUUUGGAGGAUUUGGUACAGGAUCAGGAGGAUUUGGUGCUGGUCUUGGAUCUACUGGAGGCUUUGGAGGUUUUGGUGGAGCCUCAACUUUAGGUGGGACUGGUACAUCAACUUUUGGUACUCCAGGGCAAUCAGCAUUUGGAACUGGUGCUGCCUUUGGUGGAACAACUGGUGGUUCAACUUUCAGUGGUGCUGGUGCUUUUGGUGCUCCCACAGGGGGUUUGUUUAAUCAAACAGCACAACAACAGGAAGAAGCUAAUUUGGCAAAUGUUGCUAUGGCAGUUUCUUUACCCCAGAUCUUUGGGGAUGAAAGAGAUGCUAUCAUUGCCAAGUGGAAUCAGCUGCAAGCAUACUGGGGUGUUGGCAAGGGAUAUUAUUCUUCAAAUGGUGUUGUAGAAUUUAAACCUGAAAAUCAUUUUUGUAGAUUCAAGGCUUUGGGCUAUCAUCUAAUUCCUAAAGGCAGUAAUGACCUUGGACAGUUGGCAUUGGUACUAGGGAGAAAAGAGGAAGAGGUAACAGCCGCCCAACAGCAGAUUGUUGAUACCCUGCAGAGAAUUUUAGGCAAUAAACCAACUUUAAGUGUUUGUGUUGAAGGGAUCAAGCCGCUCCCAGAGGACAGAACAGAGAUAGUUAUCUACAUCCUUGAGAGGCCAGCCACAGGCCCUGCCAAGAGAGUGCUUGCUAGUGAUUUGUUCAACGCUUUAAACCAGGCCACACUGAAGAGUCAACUAGUUUCACAACUGAAUGUAGAGAAUAUGCUACCUAAAGUUGGCUGGACAGAAGAACAACUGAAAGAGUAUUUAGACAAACCCCCGGCAGGUGUUGAUCCUUUACUGUGGCAGCAAGCUAAGCUUGAUAACCCCGACCCUGAGAGAUACAUACCUGUUCCAAUGAUAGGAUUCAAGGAGCUGCAGCGCAGGUUAAAACACCAAGCAGAGCAAACAAAGCUGUACCAGCAAAGGCUUGAUGUGAUUGCUUCAGAUCUGGCAGAUUUGCAAACUCAGCACAGUACGAUGCUGUCUAAAAUGGAAGACUAUAAACGUAAAGAUUUAGAACUUGGUCAUAGAUUGUUGAAGGUGAUAGUCAAACAAGAAAUUUAUAGAAAAAUGGGAUAUGCCAUACAAGUAGAGGAAGAAACUCUGAAAGUUCAGCUGGAACAAUUACAGGUGGAACUUAACCACCCAACACAGUUUAAGGGACGUUUAAAUGAGCUCAUGUCACAAAUGAGAAUGCAGCUUCAAAUGGCCUCUGGCAGGGCUGACCCCACCUACCAGAUGGAUGGUGAGACACAAUCAGAGAUAAGAAUAAUUCUCAAACAACAACAAGAAGGUCUCCAACAUCUGAUUGACAUUAUCAAAGAGGACGCUGCCGACCUGCAGCUCAUUGAACAAGGCAUCUCCAAGUCCCCAGCUAGAUGAUUUAAACCUGUUUCUUAUGCUUCAGCCUCUGAGAAUUUUGAGAAGAAUUGUUGUUUAAAAAGAAUUAACAAUUAUUAACCUCACAAGACCAAUGUGUUCUCUAAACUUGAUAUAGAAAUGAGAAGUAAAAAAUAUUAAGGUUUUCGAUAGAUAUUAUUUUGAAUAUGCAAGGUAUCUUUUCAACCAUGUAAUUGUUUAAUUUUUUUUUUCUAAUGUGGCUCAUUCACAUACGUUGGUGUCAAGUAUUAAUCUAAGCCAUGAAUUAAACAGUUGAUAUGGUCAAGUAUUGUAAAAAAUAUCGAUUUAAAUUGUUGUACAUUUUGCUGAUACAUUUUUACCAUGCACUUAAGUUUCAAGAAACAACUUCUUAGCUCAAAUUUGACUUCUGAAAAUAUUUUAAUAAUUAGAUUAUGAAAGAUUGGUUUCAAUACUUUCAAGUUCUCAAAGUAUAAUAAAAUAGGUUUAAUAUUAUCCAGCUAAUUUAAAGUAAAAUUGACAUUUUUAAAAAUGAAAAACAUCUUAAAGUAAUAUAGGCAUUUUAAUAGAUAUUGUUCAUAUUAUUUGUAAUUAUAAGAACCCAUAAAUGUUGUUGUAAAUAAAUGA
Physella acuta is the source of this 2614-nucleotide messenger RNA. Its product is annotated as nucleoporin p54. Gene Ontology annotation, molecular function: structural constituent of nuclear pore. Gene Ontology annotation, cellular component: nuclear pore; nuclear pore central transport channel. Gene Ontology annotation, biological process: protein localization to nuclear inner membrane; NLS-bearing protein import into nucleus; nuclear pore organization. The record is from RefSeq and is a predicted model, not a curated record. Lineage: Eukaryota; Metazoa; Mollusca; Gastropoda; Physidae.